AGAGGGGUUUGUGGAGCUCCUGGGUCCUCUCCGAUCUCCUCAGGAGCCCGCGGACUGCCAGUAUUUGAACAAUGAUUCUAAACAGUUAAACUACGAGGACCCUUACGAUGCAGAAGAGGGCACUGAAGAGGAAGGUGUAGAAGAAGGAGAGGUUUUUCUGAGAGAGGAAGAGGAGCAGAAGGAGGCUGUAGUAAAGGAAGAGGAAGAGCAACAGGAGGAGGAGGAGGGUGGUGUCUUUGUAGUGGCACUGUAUGAGUUUCGGGCCAUGGAACCAGGCGAGUUGGACUUUGAUAUGGGGGAUCGCAUACGUGUUAUAAACACUUUGGAAGACGGUUGGCUGGAGGGGGAGCUUCUAGGGCAACGUGGUAUUUUUCCUCAUCGUUUUGUCAAAAUAGAGGACGAUGGGCAGAAAACUGCAGAGGAAACAAAUGCUGUUGAACCAGAAGAAGACAAGGAGAACAGCUUUACUUCUGAACACAGCUCAGAUCGUUUAUGUCCCAACGAGUCAGAGAAUGAUCCUGAAUGGAGGCCAUAUGAGGAUCAUACAGUGUGGGACCUGGACUACUUUGAGAGGACUGAGGAGCAGAGGUGGCAAAGUGAAAACAAACAUACAGGAGCUCAAACUAACAACAGAGUACAGAGAGAUGAUGGUAGCAGGCCUGACUGUCAGCCGCGUAGACCUGUUGCUCCAACACAAAGAGGGCCCGAGAGACCCAAAUCCACUCCUCCAGCAAGGCCCAAACUCCCAUCUCGGCCUAGCCUGUCUACACAUAGCCAUAAGCACCAUGGACCAUCUUCUGGCACAAAUCAGUCUAACUUUACUAAUGGUAACACUCGAUCCUUACAGACCAAACUAACCCAUAGCCUAACCCUCCCUAGCACUCAGCAUGGUUGGUCUAAAGACAGCAGAUACUACCAGAGGCCACCAACGGAUAGUGCCAUCACCAAUGACAGAACUCCCAAGCUUGGCCAGAUGUUAUUUAACCUUGCUGAGGGCCAUAAACAGAAGAAGCUAACUCGCCACUCUAGUGUCAGUGAUGCUGAUAUGAUGGGCAGUGCUGAGACACGGCAACGUUCCCAGCAGACGGUGCGUGGCUCCAAUGGUAUAAUGCCAUCAUCCAUCACCUUAGAUGCCCUUGUAACCUCAGCUGGUGACCUGGAGGCCAAGCUAACCCAGCAACUUUUUGAAUUUGAGAAAAGCUUGACUACUUCAUAUAGUGAUACUAACAAGAGUUCUGGUGCUCCCAGGGACACGUCUUCUGUUGGUGAUCUGAGCCAGCAAUCCCAUGUCUCUCGCCACUUUUCUAUCCUGGAGUACAGUGAUGAAAGCGAUAUAAUUCGAGGCUCCUCACAUUCACCACUGUCCCACCUCUUGCAGUCGAACUCUGCCUCUUCCUCACUAGAGAGGCGCAAGAGCCUUCGCCCUCCUCCUCCUCGUCCUAGAGUCCUUCGUCCCCCAGCCCCACCUGCAUACAAACCAGCUCGCCCUGCUCCACGGCCCCCACCUCGCUGCCCGAGACACAAUACUGCUCCUCCAACCAGCAGCCACAUCUUCUACACCCCUGACGAACCAGCUAUAAACACCAUCAACCAAAUAACAGAAGGGCAGGCUGAGUUUGGUGACCUUGCAGCUGCCCAGGAACAUGAAAUCCAGUGCCAGCUGGAAGCCGAGAAAGAGCUGGAGAGAGAGAUGGAGUUGGAGAGGCAGAGGCAGAGGGAAGAGGAGGAAAAGUACCAGCUGCUGCUACGGCUACAAGAGGUGGAGCACGACAUGGAGGCAUAUGCACAUACAGCGGAGGAACUCAGGACCAUGUUGGAGGAGGAGGAAGACGAGACAGCCCGCACGCAAGCCAUGGAGAAUCUGGAGUUCUGCAACUACACACUGGAGACACUGGCCCUGGAGCAGCAUCAGCUACAAGAGAUGACACUCUUGUCGUCCCAACCCAAACCCCUGGACUCCAUCCCGAUCCCGGACUCCACCCCUGCCGCCGGCAUGGGCACAGAGGAUCCCACGCUGAGGAUGAUGGAGAAAAGGUCAAAGGUGAUCGAGGAGCUGCUGCAGACGGAGAAGGACUACAUCAAAGACCUGGAGAUGUGUGUCGAGGAGAUCAUCAUGCCUCUGCAGAAGAAACAGGUGAAGAAUGUGGACUUUGAUGGGCUCUUUGGCAACAUUGGCUCUGUGAUCGACCUGUCAAAGCGCCUGUUUGAUACACUGCAGGAAACAGACUCUAUAGGAAAGGUAUUUCUGGACUUCAAAGCUGAGCUGGAGGAGGUGUACAAGAUCUACUGCCAGAACCACGAUGAUGCCAUCUCUCUGCUGGAGAGCUACGAGAAAGACGAAAGCAUCCAGCGCCACGUGUUGGAGUGUCUGGAGAGACUGAGGGCCAUAUAUCGCAAGUGGGGGAAGACAAAUUACAUCAACCUCGGCUCUUUCUUAAUCAAGCCGGUGCAGCGGGUCAUGCGUUACCCACUGCUGCUGAUGGAGCUGCUGGGGGCCACGCCGGAGAGCCACCACGACAGGCCCCAGCUGACCCAGGCUCUGCAGGCCGUCAAAGAGAUCAACGGAAACAUCAACGAAUACAAGCGCAGGAAGGACCUUGUGGUGAAGUACAGGAAAGGUGACGAGGAGACGUUCAUUGACAAGAUCUCUAAGCUGAGCAUGCACUCCAUUAUCAAAAAAUCCAACCGAGUCAGCAGCCACCUCAAGCACCUCACAGGAAUCUCACCCCAGAUUAAAGACGAAGCAUUUGAUGAGGCUGAGAAGAGGUUCAGGCUACAGGAGAGACUCAUCAAGUCUUUUGUCAGGGACAUUUCCUUGUACCUGCAACACAUAAGGGAGUCGGCGUCUGUGAAUGUCUUGGCAGCCAUCAGUUUCUCUGACAUCUACACAGAGCGCAGCAUCCUCGACCCCGCUCGCUUCCAGAGAGCUCACCGCUGCAUCAGUGACAAACAGUUCACCCAAUUUAAGGAGCGCACGGAGGCCUUAGUCGUCAACCCUCUCACGCAGCUCCUCCUCAUGUUUGCCGGGCCGCACAAACUCAUCCAAAAGCGCUUUGACAAGCUGCUGGACUACGACAACUGCAAGGAGCGCGCCGACCGCCUGAAGGACCGCCGUGUCCAGGAUGAGCUUCAGGCAGCACGCAACAACUAUGAGGCGCUCAACGCCCAACUUCUGGACGAACUCCCCAAGUUCCACGGUGCGGCGGAGGAGCUGUUUACUGGCUGUGUGAGGGCUUUCUCUCAGGCUCAGAAAGACUUCAUGAAGACGACGCUGGGAGAGCUGAAGCCCCUCCUACACGUUUUUUCUAACAAAGCUGGAACAGAGAGCAACCUGAUUGCACAGUUCCAAGAAGAGUAUGAGCGAGUUCUCCAACUUCUGCAGGGCUUUAGCUUCUGCCCGGAGAACCUGCCUCCAGUCACGUCCGCAAAAAAGCCCUUCGAGAAGAAGACUCUGGAGAAGCAGGCCCCUAAAAAGCAACUGCAGGCACCUCCCAACUGCAACAUGCAGACAGAUGAGCACCGUGCAGGACUUCUGGUACUCUAUGGUCCUGAGAAACUUUUCCAGGCAGAAAGAAACUUCAACGCAGCCCAGGAUCUGGACGUUUCUAUACAAGAGGGAGACCUUGUGGGUGUAAUCAAGCAGCAGGACCCCAUGGGUAGCAACAACCGCUGGCUAAUUGAUAAUGGAGUCGCCAAGGGUUUUGUGUACAGCUCCUUUCUCAAACCCUACAACCCACGCAGGAGCCAGUCAGACGUGUCCAUCGAGAGCCAAUCGUCCAAUGAAUCAGGCUACGGCGGCUCCUCCCCUGUUUUCUCCCGCCAAAACAGCAGCAGCACACUGACUUUUAACCAGGAAACGGCCACCGUCACUUUUUCCACUUCGCAGCCCCACAGUCAUUCAUCGCCACAACCGUCUCUGGACUCUGCCUCAUCUCAUAGGAGUCACCACAGAGAUGCAGCCAACCCUGACUCUGCCUGUCAGAGCAACUCCAUGAGCACCUCGCCCCGAAAUCCCUCGAACCGCAGGGAAUUCUCAGACCAAACACAACGAAAUCCUCCCAGUCACAGAGACAAGGAGCCUUCUUACCGGCACAGAGACACGUAUGAUAAAAGUUAUGCAAGUCACAGAAGCCAGAGGGAGAUGUCAGACCUCUCGGAGACAGACUCUUAUUCUUCACUCAGAGACAAUCGCUCACAACGAUAUGGACACUCAGACAAAACCUACAGUUCAUACCAGUGGAGAAAUGGAGAUAAUUCUGGCCAGAAGAGGACUGCUUACUCCAGAGAUGAUUACAUCGAGCCGGAGCCAGAACCAGAACCAGAACCAGAACACAACAGUGAAUUAGAUGGUCAUCAGAUUUAUUACGCGCUCUACUCCUUCGAUGCCCGUUGUGCCAAUGAACUGAGCAUCUCAGCCAAUGAGCGGCUGCGGAUUCUGGAGUUCCAGGACAUGAACGGCAACAGAGACUGGUGGCUGGGAGAGGCAGGAGGCCGGCGAGGCUACGUACCUUCCAACUACAUCCGCAAAUCAGAAUAUACAUGAACAGGUUCGAUGAUGUGGACGAUACCUGAGACUGAUCUUCCACCCUAAGUCGGCUCACUCCGCAGAGUAGACGGAACAAGACAGGCAUCUGGACACGCCGUGACUUAUUUUUGAACUGUUGUCAUGAAGUUUGAUAGUGAGAUGGACUGACUAUUGCUGCGGACUCUGCUAAAAGUUAGCAUUAUAUGCCUAUAUUUAUAGAUUUUUUAUAUUAUUUUUACUUACUGGAAAUUGCACCCUACCCUCUCUUGUUUCUAGUGAAAAACCUGUGAAUUGCUCCAGAAUUUUGCCAUAUUCUCUAGGACUGAAGACAAUGAAUUUAAGAGAACACAUUGGGAGAUUUCAAUGGAAAUGUGAAUGUUUUGGGUUCAGACUGGUUCUUCUAAACAAACAUCAAGUGGUAUGCAGACAGACUGACCUAAGCACUGUGGUAAUUGUUAAUUACUUUUUUUUCUGCAUGUGGUUUAUCACAUCACUAGAAUGAUGCAUGAAUAUAGAUGCAUUUACACCAUACUUUUCCAACAAUAAAGGUUUGAGGCACUUAUAAUGAUAAUCCUCUGGUUGCAAGUUUUGAAGUGUCUGUGGAGCUGUCAACAAGAAUCUGAAGUGUUGUAUGAAAGAAAUAUGGACAAUAGGAAGUAUUAUCAAGGGCAAUUGGGACAGCUGAAUGGCAUAUAAUAUGUGGUUUACAAGCACUCCCCUUGUCAGUAACCUGAAUACAUUUGUGAACUGGGUUGACACUGUGCGAAUAGGUGACGACCCAUUUUACCUGUAAGAGGAGGUUAACAAAAAGGGAGAGAGAUUGGGGUCUGAUCUUAACUCUGAUUUCUCCACAUACUGGCCAUGUACAUUAUAUAUAGUGCUGUAUAUUAAAAUAUGCUAUUGCUCCCACAGUAAAAAGUUUGAAUAAAAAACAGCUCAGCUGACAAAUCACAA
Micropterus salmoides (largemouth bass) is the source of this 5479-nucleotide messenger RNA. Its product is annotated as dynamin binding protein. Gene Ontology annotation, cellular component: cytoplasm. Gene Ontology annotation, biological process: intracellular signal transduction. Gene Ontology annotation, molecular function: guanyl-nucleotide exchange factor activity; protein binding. The record is from RefSeq and is a predicted model, not a curated record. Lineage: Eukaryota; Metazoa; Chordata; Actinopteri; Centrarchiformes; Centrarchidae.